AAUACAUCACUUGCCGUGAUUGCCUCAUAUGAUGUCCUCCCAUUCUCUGCGCAUGCGUGGCGAUGCACUGUGUCCCUCGGACACAGCGGAUCACCGAUCAUUGAUCAUCAGGGCACUGAUGAUCAGUGUGCCUUGAUGAUCAGUGUAGCCCCAGCAGUGCCAGCUGUCAGUGUCCACCCAUGCCACAUCAAUGCCACAUAUCAGUGCCUACCAGUGCACAUCAAUGCCACAUAUCAGUGCCCAUCUGAGCUGCCUUUCAGUGCCACCCAUCAAUGCCAAUCAGUGCCACCUAUCAGUGCUGCCAAUCAGUGCCACCUAUUAGUGCGCAUCAGUGCCGCCUAUCAGUGCCAUGUAUCAGUGCUGCCUUUCAGUGCCCAUCAGUGAUGCCUGUCAAUGCCCAUCAGUGCCACCUAUCAGUGCCACCUAUCAGUG
Molecule: messenger RNA, 432 nt
Organism: Staurois parvus
Lineage: Eukaryota; Metazoa; Chordata; Amphibia; Anura; Ranidae
Source: the annotation of a GenBank genome assembly